UAAAAUGUUAACAGCGAUUUUCAACGUUGCUAGCGAUAAGGAUAAGAACGCAUUGGUGGGCAUUGCUGGCACAGUUCAGUCGCCGAAGGGUCUUCAACUCAGACGCUUGCCUGUGCCCAAGUUCCGCCGCAUCUACUCAACUGCUCUACAACAUGAAGAUCGAAUGGGCGCCCGUCAAAGUGCCGCCCAAGCGUCGCUUGGAGACUUUGGUCACGGGACUCUUUACCCUGUUCUUCUUCACGCUGCCGCUGACUUCAUUUCUGACCAUGGCGCUGCUGCUGUACUUUGGCGGCUUUAUCAUACGCACUCUUCUGGUGAUCUAUACGGCCUACAUAUACAUCGAGCACAAACGCACCUACUCUGCCAUGGACGGCAAUGGCUGGAUGCUGAACCGCACGAACUGUCUGUACCGCAUAUAUCGUAAUUAUUUUCCCGUUCAAUUGGUGAAGACGGCCGACCUGCCGCCCAAUAGAAACUAUAUAUUGGCCAGCUUUCCACACGGCAUUCUUGGCACCGGCAUUUGCAUCAAUAUGGGCCUGGACAUUAGCCUUUGGCUGAAGCACUUCCCCCAGGUGCGUCCCAAGGUGGGGACACUCGAUCAGCAUUUCGUGAUACCCUUUCUGCGGGAUUUGCUGCGCUGGUGGGGCUUGGUGUCCGUGUCCAAGGAAUCGUUGGUCUAUUAUCUGACAAAGUCCAAUGACCCGAAGCAUUCGGACAAUCGCGAUGGCUUCACAUCCAACGCUGUGGCCAUUUUGGUUGGCGGCGCCCAAGAGGCGCUCGAUUCGCAUCCCGGCAAAUACAUUCUGACGCUAAAGAAUCGCAAGGGCUUCGUUAAGAUGGCCAUACGCACGGGCUCCUCGAUUGUGCCCACCAUUUCCUUUGGAGAAGUCGACAUCUUCGAUCAGGUGAACAAUCCGCCAGACUCGCUGCUGCGCCGGCUGCAGACAAUGGUCAAGAAGCUGACGGGCAUAUCGCCGCUAAUCCCCGUGGGUCGGGGCUUCUUCAACUAUACUUUCGGCUUUGUGCCCUACCGUCGACCCAUCGUGCAAGUUGUUGGCGCGCCAAUUGAUGUGGUCCAGAGCGCACAGCCGGAUCCGGCGUAUGUGGAUGAGUUGCACGGCAAGGUAAUGGAGGCCUUGGAGCGCAUGUUUGAUCAGUAUAAAGAUAAAUAUAUGCCGAACGCCACAAAAACACAACUUGUAAUACACUAAACACACGGAACAACUGUUUGGCGGGGCUGCCAACUCGCCCACAAAAGUGCCACAUUGGUAUUUACAACGCAAUCAAAUUCGGUCACACUUAAAGCUCGAGGCGUUACUUUUCAAAUGCCUUGGAGCGUAAUAUUGCCGGGCUUUUAAUUCAAAAUGAAAAUAAACAAAGCAAACGUGAUGUUAAGUGAUUAAACUAAAUACAAUUACAUAUAAGCAUUUAUCUAUGUUUAGCGUUUAGUUAAUUGUAUGCAAUAAAAAAGGUUAGUUGGUUAAUUGUAACGAAA
Drosophila montana is the source of this 1495-nucleotide messenger RNA. RefSeq names its product 2-acylglycerol O-acyltransferase 2-A-like. Gene Ontology annotation, biological process: triglyceride biosynthetic process. The transcript is spliced from 6 exons. Gene Ontology annotation, molecular function: diacylglycerol O-acyltransferase activity. Gene Ontology annotation, cellular component: endoplasmic reticulum membrane. The record is from RefSeq and is a predicted model, not a curated record. NCBI's taxonomy places the organism in Eukaryota, Metazoa, Arthropoda, Insecta, Diptera, Drosophilidae. The coding region runs from base 153 to 1211 and encodes 352 amino acids.